This is a messenger RNA of Prunus armeniaca (apricot), 1299 nucleotides long. The record is from the annotation of a GenBank genome assembly. NCBI's taxonomy places the organism in Eukaryota, Viridiplantae, Streptophyta, Magnoliopsida, Rosales, Rosaceae.
AUGUCGGGCCGCCAUCCAGUGUCGAUUACCACUGAUCAUGAUGCUGUGAUACAGUCAGCCAUCAUGCAGGUUUUCCCACAGACCCGCCACCGUUUCUGCAAAUGGCACAUCUUCAAAAAAUGCCAGGAGAAGUUAUCCCAUGUUUUUCUUAAACAUCCAACUUUUGAAGCAGACUUUCACAAGUGUGUUAAUUUGACUGAGUCGAUAGAUGAAUUUGAGUCUUGCUGGUUGUCUCUUGUUGACAGAUAUGAUCUCAGGGAUCAUGAAUGGCUUCAAACAGUAUACUCUGCUCGCAGGCAAUGGGUCCCUGUCUAUCUGCGUGACACAUUUUUUGCAGAAAUGUCCAUAACUCAGAGAAGUGACAGCAUGAACUCAUAUUUUGAUGGAUAUGUGAAUGCUUCAACAAAUCUGAGCCAGUUCUUUAAGCUCUAUGAGAAAGCUCUUGAGAGUCGCAACGAGAAGGAAGUGAAAGCAGAUUUUGAAACUAUGAACACUGCCCCAGUUUUGAAGACCCCAUCUCCAAUGGAAAAGCAAGCAUCUGAGCUUUAUACAAAAAAAAUAUUUAUGAGGUUCCAAGAGGAGCUAGUUGGGACACUAACUUUCACGGCAUCUAAAGGUGAUGAUGAUGGGGAGAUCAUCACAUAUCAAGUAGCAAAGUUUGGGGAGGACCAUAAAGCAUAUUAUGUUAAGCUUAAUGUUUUGGAGAUGAUGGCAACUUGUAGUUGCCAGAUGUUUGAGUUCUCAGGUCUUCUUUGCAGACAUGUAUUGGCAGUCUUUAGAGUGACCAAUGUGCUAACUCUCCCAUCCCAUUACAUAUUGAAACGAUGGACAAGAAAUGCCAAGAGCAGUGUCAUGUUAGAAGAACGUUCUAGUGAUGUAUAUACCAAUUAUCUAGAAUCUCAUACUGUUAGAUACAAUACCUUACGUCAUGAGGCCUUUAAAUUUGUAGAUGGAGCAAAGUCUUCUGAAACCUAUGACAUUGCACUGGAUGCUCUGAAAGAGGCUGCCAAAAAAGUAGCUCAUGCACCAAAGAAUGACGGGAAAACCAUGGUCAACGGGCAUGUCAGGGGCAACUUGGCUGGUGGAGCAAGUCGGAUACAUUAUGCUAGUGGGGAUCAUGAGGGGAGUUCGGGCCAACACUUGUCUGAGGAUGAUAUGGACAAAAAAAUUCGAGAACUUACGAAUGAGCUGCAGUGUGCAAAUCGGAAGUGUGAAGUUUAUCGGGCUAACCUACUUUCGGGUCCAUGUUUUGGACCAUGGAUGGAUCUUGGUUGCGGAUUUGACUCGCCAGAGGCUUGA